AUGGGUAGCGUGAGGAAUCUUUGUUCUCUUAAAUUUGAAGUUAAAAUCCUGGAAGCGAGAAACGUAGAGCUCAAGUCAUCACCGAGCUCUCUCUUCGUUAGAUUCUAUCUCCAUGCAGGGAGUAACCGUAAGAUAGAACUAAACACUUCAGAGAUAGGUUCAAAGCCAGACAACGAUGUCAUGAUAUGGAACCAGUCGUUCUGUCUGGAGUGCCAAGGCAACGAAACCGCCUUCGAGGAACUGAAGCAAGAAAGCGUUGUUUUCGAGCUAAGGAGAAGGAAAACGACAUCGUUUAUGAGGAAAUGGUCGAGAUCAGAGUUGGUGGGUAGAGGAGAGGUUUCUUGGAAAUCGGUUAUGGAGUCGGAUGGGAUGGAAAUAGAGAGAUUUGUUGUGAUGGGUGAGAUGAAAGAUUGUAAUUCUAAGCCUCUUAUGUUGAAGAUAGCUUUAAAACUUCAAGCUUCAAAGUUGGUGAACACUAAGAGAGUGGAAGAUCUUUGUGGGUGUAGAGAUUGUAACACAUGUAAUUGCUUAGAUUAUGAAGCUUUGGUUGUGGCAUGUGCGUUAGAUGGAUUAUAG
Molecule: messenger RNA, 576 nt
Organism: Eruca vesicaria subsp. sativa (arugula)
Lineage: Eukaryota; Viridiplantae; Streptophyta; Magnoliopsida; Brassicales; Brassicaceae
Source: the annotation of a GenBank genome assembly